AAAUCUUUCAUAACCAACCAAAACACCAGCACGUUGUUGCAGGCAGGCAGACGAGAUGUCCUUCUUUUGCCUGCUUCAGGAGCUCUACAAGUACUAUGUGAAAGAGUAGUUCUUGUGAUUACGUAGAAGAGGCUUGUGACAUUGCAGUGUGACUUCUGUGCCUCCACCAUGGACACCUUGUGGGACAGCCUUCCACUGACACUUGUGGAGCCGGUGAAGCGUACUAUCCAAGAUCUGGAUUUCAAAAAAAUGACACCAGUUCAAGCUGCAUGCAUCCCUUUGCUUCUCACUCACAAGGAUGUGGCAGCUGAGGCUGUGACAGGAAGUGGGAAGACUUUAGCUUUUAUGAUUCCCAUCAUUCAAAUUUUAGUUCAGAGAGAAGAACCCUUGAAAAAGCAUGAUGUUGGUGCUCUCAUUAUUUCUCCGACACGUGAAUUAGCAACACAAAUUUAUGAAGUAUUGCAGAGCUUUCUGGCACAUUUGCCACAGUUUAGUUCUUUGCUAACUGUUGGAGGAUCUCAGGUUGGGGAUGACCUUCAAAAUUUCAAGACCAGAGGUAGCCACAUACUUGUAGCAACCCCAGGCCGCCUACAGGAUCUCUUGGCACGUAAUUCAGCAAGUGGCCCCAGUCUGGCUGGUGGGGUGAAAGCACUUGAGGUUCUCAUCCUUGAUGAAGCUGAUAGACUUCUUGACCUUGGCUUCUUCAACACACUUAAUACUAUUUUUGCUUAUCUUCCUAAGCAGAGGAGAACUGGACUUUUUUCUGCCACCCAGACCUCAGAUGUGAUAAGCCUGAUUCGUGCUGGUCUCAGGAAUCCUGUCAAGGUCAAAGUGAAGGAGAAGGAGGCUACAGGUGAUGAGAGGACUCCUGUGUCAUUGCUGAACUACUAUAUGGUGUGUGAAGAGGACAAGAAAUUCAGUACACUGGUAACUCUUCUUAAAGAAAGAGAAAAGGAGAAAACCAUGGUCUUUUUUGCUACUUGUGCAUGUGUUGAAUACUUCACAGUCAUUCUGAGAGACCUUUUUAAGAAGUCACAGGUACUGAGUAUACAUGGGAAAAUGAAAGACAAGAGAUUCAAGAUAUUUGAUAGGUUUAGAUCACUAAAUUCUGGGAUUUUGUUAUGCACUGAUGUCAUGUGUCGAGGAGUAGACAUUCCAAGUGUUGAUUGGGUGAUACAGUUUGAUCCUCCAUCCACGGCCUCAUCUUUUGUUCACCGAUGUGGCCGGACAGCAAGGAUAGGAAAUGAAGGCUCAGCUUUAGUGAUGCUGCUGCCGUGUGAGACUGAUUAUGUAAACUUUAUAAAGAUAAAUCAGAAGGUGAGCUUGAGUCCCAUGGAAUGUCCAGUUUCCAUACCUGGCCUACAGCAGAAAAUAAGAAAAUUGCAGCUGCAGGACCGACUUGUAAUGGACAAAGCUAACAGAGCAUUUGUGUCAUUUGUUCAAUCCUACGCAAAGCAUGAGUGUAGCGUUAUCCUUAGCCUUAAGAAUUUAAACUUUGGUAAGAUGGCAACUAGUUUUGGACUGCUGAAAAUGCCUAGAAUGCCAGAAUUGAAAGGUAUCAAUAUUAGUGAUUUUGUUCCAGUCAAGAUGGAUUAUAAUACCAUUGCUUACCAAGAUAAACAAAAAGAGAAAAGUAGACAGCAAAAGCUAAGUACAUACAAGGAAACUGGGUCAUGGCCAGGGAUGAAGCUUCAUAAACCCAAGCAAGAGUCCUGGUCUCAAACUAAAGAGAAGAAAGCAAAGAAGAAGAAAAAGAAUGAGAAAAAGAGAAAAGGACAUCAGUUUACACAGGAAGAUCUGGAUGAUUUGGAGGAGGAUUUCAGAAUGAUUAAAAAGUUAAAGAAAGGCAAAGUAAAGAACAAAGAUUUUGACAAACACUUUGGCUGUGAACUUGAUGAGGUAGAAAAUCAGGAAACAUAAUGAGCAUUGUAAUAUGUAAACUUGUUUUUGGAAGUGAAUAUUAAUUUUUUGUACAGUAGCUGUUAAGCUGUCUUGUGCAUUUCCUGUUAUUCUCAUGAUGUUCUGCUAAAGGAAAGUAAAGUUAGCACAUGAAUGAAUAUGCAAUGAGCAACAAUUUUCUAUACUAGUGCACAAAUACUGUGUUGACAUUUUUGUUUUAAUUUUUGUUUAUUUGCAUUUUUAUGGAAUUGAGAAUGCAUUGGAUCUACCUUCACCCUGCUAUUUAUUAAGGGAGUGACUUGCCUCUAUUUUUGUUGUAACUAUUGUGAUAUUUUUUCUACUUUAAGGAGCUGGUGUCUUUGUUCUGUAUGUAACAUGUACAAAUUAUGAAAAUUAGUUUAUGAAGGUAUUUUUAUUAAUACUUUGUGUCCACUUCUUUAAUUUCUACUUUAAUUAAUGUUCAAAUACUAAGUUGGUUACUUGAUGUUAAAUUUUUUUUGCUAAAUACCAAACAUUGUGAUGAUGUAGUUCAUUGCAUUGGUGUAAUGAAGCUGCUGACUCAGUGUUGUCCAAAGUCUGCAUCCUGGUCAGUGGGCAUUUUUCUCACAUUUAAUAUUUAUUCAUACACUUCCAGAUGAUGCUCACCUUCAAUUGAAGAUUGUUAGAAUUAACAGUCAAUAUUUAUUUUCUUCUUUUAUGUAAAGGAAUCUGGCUUAGAAAGGGGAAAUUUUGCAUUUAAUGCUAUUUAAAGAAAACAAAUAAAGUUGGCUUGUUUA
This is a messenger RNA of Portunus trituberculatus (swimming crab), 2675 nucleotides long. RefSeq names its product ATP-dependent RNA helicase DDX55-like. Gene Ontology annotation, molecular function: nucleic acid binding; ATP binding. NCBI's taxonomy places the organism in Eukaryota, Metazoa, Arthropoda, Malacostraca, Decapoda, Portunidae. The transcript is spliced from 2 exons. The record is from RefSeq and is a predicted model, not a curated record. The coding region runs from base 169 to 1920 and encodes 583 amino acids. Gene Ontology annotation, cellular component: nucleolus.